Messenger RNA from Lentinula edodes (shiitake mushroom), 5484 nucleotides. RefSeq lists its product as uncharacterized. Bases 418 to 5178 code for a protein of 1586 amino acids. NCBI's taxonomy places the organism in Eukaryota, Fungi, Basidiomycota, Agaricomycetes, Agaricales, Omphalotaceae. The transcript is spliced from 3 exons. The record is from RefSeq and is a predicted model, not a curated record.
UUUUUGAAUUGAGGGAGUUUAAUGAGGAUGGAACUAUAGCACUAGUUUUAGGAGCCUUGAGCUUUGAGUUUUAUUUUGCGUUUCUUUCUUGAGGUUACCUUGAAAUGGUUGGCUGAUUUCAUUUUUAUCUCUAUAGCAUUCCACGAUACGUUCAAACUCUACGGCCGACCUCAGGCAUGGUCAUGGGAUCCCAGAGACCCAGCGAGCUUGAUGUUUGCGUAUCCUGUUGGGCCAGGUAAAGAUGUGAGUUACGGGUCGUCAUUUUUUGAGUUUUUACUCAGGUCAUUUCUUUGCAUUUCUUUACAACAAUAUUUUUAGCUACUUUUCCUCGACCGCGAACACGCUGAAUCUCUCGACCCUCGGGACGAUCGAACGUCUUCUAUCCGGUCGAGGUUGAUAGGUAUUUUGAAGGAGCGUAUGGAGCUGGGCGGGCCUCCUGGAUCUGCAGGUAGUGCUGGGUCGGGCGCACCGAUCACACCACCUGGUGCAUCGACUCUGGGUGCAGGGCCUUCUGGCGCUGGUGACCGGACUGCUCAACAAAGCAGUAGCAACAACAGUCAAGCUCGUCCAGGAAGCUCCGGAAAUUCAGGACCCUUAUCUCUCCCACAACUCCCUCCUCUCUCGUUUGAUUCGACCUCUGCCGCAGAUGAUGUAAGGGAAGAGAGAGCGUUGUUGACGCCGAUAACCGAGCGGAGUUCUGUUUACACAGCGAGUGUUAUGCGGUCUGGGACGAUAGGUACUAUAGGGAGUGGGUUCGGACCCAGUGGGAGCACAGGGGGGAGGAACUCGGGGUAUGGGUUCCAGGGUCCAUCGCCUGUUCUUGAGGAGAGCGAUCGGGAGGGGACAGGGUCAGUGUCGCCGAAGGUUCCGGAGAAAAAUUUUGUGGGUAUGAGGGGGAUGAGUUUCAGCUCGGUUGGUUCGGGUGGUGGCGGAAGGAAGAGUGUGGACGUUCCUUCGAAUGUCAACACAGCAUCCAGUACAACUCCUGCUUCACCUCCGCCGCCAACUCGAAGCAUCUCGCCUACGCAGGGGAAUGCGAGUGGUGGUGGUACUGGUAGUCCCGCUUUAGGAAUGCUCCCGCAUUCGUCGUUUGAGAGUUUCUCAAAUGCGGUGAAUACUGCGUUGCCGAAGUCAAAACCUAUGUCUCCUAGUUUAUCUCCUAGUCUGUCUCCAUCGUCUUCUACCAUGUCCCCUCCUACCAAUUUCCCUAAUCCUCAGAAUCCUGCCACUGCCACUGCCACUGCUAAUCCUUCCAAUUCCUCAUCUUCCUCGUCCUCUGACAGACCAAUGACUCCACCUCCACCCAUCGGAGGAGGUGGAGCGAGUUUCGGGCUUGGAUUUAGGUCACAUUCGCCUGCUCUUUCACACAAGUCACAUAAAUCCCAUUUGUCACAGUCAGGUGUGUCAAUUCUGACGUCCCCAUUUUCUGUGGCGGAUCAUGCGCCUGGGACGCCUGGUACUCCGGUGACUCCGGGUUCUUUGAGUACACCUGCGACUCCGAGUGCGUCGAGUGGACCUGCUCUCAGUAACUCCAAUCCUCCAGGUGGACCUAGCCCAACGAGAAAUGCAGGCUUUGGUGACAGAGCAUCAAUAUUGACGAGUCCGUAUUCACCGAUGAAUUCGCCCACGACUUCUGUUGCUCCUCUCGGUAAUCCUUCUUCUCAUCCUCCUUCUUAUACUCCCUCGCAUAGUGAUUCGGAUGUAGGACCGUAUCAUAUGGAUAACAAGGAUAACAACAACAGCACAGACGUGGCGGAUUAUCAUCGUCAUCAUCAUCGUUCUACGUUGCAGCAGCAGCAGCAGUAUUCACAACAACAGCAUGCUGGUGACAACACAGCCAACAGCGCAGGAAUCAGACGCAUACCUACUACCAUUCAAGAGACUGAAUCUGCAGAUACCAGUGAUGGUGAUAUUCGGGAUGUUCGUGAGCUCCGUGAUUUCCAUGAUGACAAUCUUCAGCGUCAUGGUGGAUCUAACAGCCGUGAUGAACAAGGGAAUGGAACAGUCAAUGCAAAAUCCAUGCUUGGCUCCAGAACUGCCGGUGAUAAUCGUGGUGAUUACAACGGUGAUACCACGUCCCAACCGGGAUCCAAGAGUAGUUCAGAGGAUUUAAGGAGGAGGUAUGAGGCUGCGAAUAGCCAUCAGAGUCAGAGUCAGAGUCAGACUGUAAUUCCUGGAAUGCAAGCGUCGCCUGUAGCGAGGAAAGGGACGCCAAUGGCUUUCAUGGGGUCUUCUCCCAUAGCUCCUUCUAUCGGUUCUCCUGGUCCAGAGAAUCAAAUGAAUGCGAACUUGGCAACCCCCAGAUCAAUUAUCGGUUCUCCUACCUUCGGUUCUCGACCACUUUCUUAUUCACCGGCACCACUCGGUUCCCCGUCCCUCAAUUCCCCAUCUCACGGUUCUCCACUUGCCUCUCCACCGAAUUCAUCCUCCUCUGCUGGCUCGACAGCGGCGAACCGAGUUGUUCUCGGUGCAGAACGAGGUCUCGGACGUAAGCCGUCCGGCGCACGUGCGCCUCAACGGCAACAGCAUGGGUUUUCGAUGUCGGCAGGACACGUGGCUUUACCUCCGGUUGGUGUGCCUGAAGGCUACGACCCUGCCGCGGCGAAUAGCAAUACGGCAUCUUCGCAGCCUCGUCAGGCUCAAUUUUCUUCAUCUUCUUCGCUUCCUCCUUCUCACCACGUCUCAGGUGUAUCAGAGGUCUCAGAAGAACAAGACGAACUACAAGAGCAAGACGACCAGGAACGAUUAGAAACACCAGAAGAAGGCUCGAGUCUAGAGGAUAAUUCAGUCGAUUACCAGCAGUAUCAGCAGCAACGGGAGGAACGACGACAACAGCAACUACAGCAAACACAAAUUCCGCCACGACACCAAGCAUAUCGACAACAAUCCUCGACGGCAACGGCGACAACGGCGAGCUCGUAUAGUGCGUACAGUACGGAUAAUAAUACGUAUAACACGUACAGUAACGCAGGGUUUACCGCCGGGAACACCAGCGAAAACAACACCAACGAUAACAACGUUAUAAACAUAAAUAACGCGAAACACGCUAUGGCUUCCCAAUCGUCCUCGCAGUUACACGCAGAAGAUGAUGACGUGUUUGCGGUUUUGUCGUAUUUGGAUGUGAAUGAUCCUGGAGAGGAGGAGGCUUCCGGGAUAACGAAUGCGGCGAAAAAGGUGGAACCGCUCUCUGUGCACCGCUCCAAUGCGAAUAAGGCGAAUAACGGAGAAGAAGGAUUACCCACAUCCAACUCAAACUUAUCCUCUUCCACUUCUUCCUCUUUCCAAAACACCCCCAACCUGUCCAAUUCACAGACAACCAACAUCCCAGGUGUUCCCAGUCAAGGAUCUGGCCCCCAAUACAAAUCCUCAUUUGCACCGUCGAAAUCCGCAGCGGAACGUAAAGCCAAAGCUCAAGCGGCGCAGGCUGCACAGGCUGCGGCUAUUCAUCGUCCUGGUGGGCGUGCCGCGACUGCCCCUGGAGGCUUUGGUGGCGGUAAAGGUGGCGGAACUCGGAAGAUGAGAGCGGUGCCGAAUACGAAUAAGCCUGGAAGUUGGAGCAGUGAAGAAGAGGAGGAAGAGGAGGAGGAAGAGGAAGAGGACGAUGAUGAUGAGGGAGAUGUGGAUUCGGAUGAAGCGCCGAAAGUUAGAGGUAAAGCUGGUUCGAAAGCUGGGAGUAGAGAAAAUGAGGAUGGACAAGGUCAAUUUUCUCAAUUGCGACCACCGAGAACGUUGCCGCAGAUUCCAGGUCGAAUGGGUGAAGGUGACCAAUACCCUGCACAAUCAGGUCCACCACGAAGUAACUACUUUGAUGACCAACAACUCCAACCACCACCUCAGCUUACCCAGCAAAUGCGUUCCCAGUCCCAAUACGGGCUCUCGCCUCCCAUUUCUACACCAGGAAUGGGAGCACCCCGACAAAGCAUGUGGUCUCAAGUCCUCGACCCAAACCAUAACCAAGGUUCUGUCCCAGAAAACCCCCAUUCUGCGCCUCACUCUUUUGCCAACCCCAUCGCUCCAACCCCCUUGCCUUCCAAUACCAACAACCCCGCGACCGGCCGAGGCGGUAACGACCUCUUCGUCCAACUCGAACCUGCAUCGACUCAUCUUACUAAAGCCUUCACUCCACAAGGUCUUCUUUCUGCCGGUCUUUCAGACCGUCAAGAUCGAUCUGCUAAACGUCAAGAAGAGAUGGCCAGGGAAAGCGGCGCGUCAUUGAUAAAUGUACCAAAUAAACCACCACCGCCACAGACGGGCUUGCUUGGUGCGAUCACGGGAUAUGAGCGGGAGAGGAAGAGAGACGGCGGUGUUGGGGCAGCGUUGACAGAAAGGGAGAGGGAGAGGAGGAUGGUAGAGGAGAGACAGAGACGGUGGGAUGAACAGCAGAGGAUGCAGAUGGAAGGAGGCAUGCCUGGGAUGGGGCAGAUGCCGAUGGGUCAGAUGGGUAUGGGUGGACCGAUGUCGAUGUAUGGGGGUUUCCCCGGGAUGAAUCCAAUGAUGUCGAUGUAUGGGAUGAACCCUAUGAUGAUGGGAGGUAUGAAUCCCAUGAUGACUGGUGGGAUGCCUGGCGGGGGGAUGAUGCCUAUGAAUCCUAUGAUGACUGGUGGGCAAAUGGGAGGAGGGUUGUCACCCAUGAUGACCGGAGGGAUGAACCCUAUGAUGAUGGGAGGUAUGAACCCACAACACAUGUUCGCUGCUCAACAAGCCGCGCAGGCAUAUCAACAAGCAAUGAUGGCAUUCUCCGUUGCUGGGUCUCAAGCAGGAGAUGACAAUAAUCCCAGUAAAAACCCUGCUGCGACUCCUGCUGCCGGAAGUUCGCCCAAUUUGAACCCCAUGAUGUCUGGGAACUUUGAUCCUAGGAUGUCCAUGAUGAGCAUGGGUGGGGGUAUGGGUCAAGGAAUGGGCAUGAUGGGUCAACCAACGCCUACGUCUCAAUUCGAUCCCCGGUUUUCACCUAGUAACACCCCACCUACGAACUCGCCAACGAAUCCUGAGUCCACUGGACCGUUCCCACCUGGAGGUUUCGGUGCAGGAUUAGGUCAAGGACUAGGUGCAGGGUUAGGUCAAAGGAUUGGUGGGAGAGCGAGUAACAGUAGUUCGCCUGUGAGGAAGAGCUCGCCGCUUGCGAGACCGGAUAAUUCGAAUAACGGGGACGGAGCCGCAUCCAAGGGCACAUCAUAGCGGGGAGAAGAUGUUGGUGGAGGUAGAUGACUGCUGUCAGACUUCUGGACUUUGUUUGUUUGUUCCUUCGUUCGUUCACUUAUUCUCUCUCGUCGCGAUUCGCGAUAUACACUCAACGAACUUGUUGAAUAACAACAGACAUCAAUCGGACAAUAACAUACUUAUAACUCAUAACAUUCAUAUUUUUCCAACUCGUUUCGCUCAUAUCACGCCCAUCGUUUAUCCUCACUCUCUCAUUCUUACCCAUCUUUUUUCUUGAGUUUUCUUCCAACUCAACAUACCUUCAUGAUUGAUAUUCCCUGAUAU